Messenger RNA from Asparagus officinalis (garden asparagus), 1209 nucleotides. Its product is annotated as mitochondrial Rho GTPase 1-like. The record is from RefSeq and is a predicted model, not a curated record. NCBI's taxonomy places the organism in Eukaryota, Viridiplantae, Streptophyta, Magnoliopsida, Asparagales, Asparagaceae. Gene Ontology annotation, molecular function: GTP binding; GTPase activity. The transcript is spliced from 7 exons. The coding region runs from base 1 to 1026 and encodes 341 amino acids. Gene Ontology annotation, biological process: regulation of mitochondrion organization; small GTPase-mediated signal transduction; mitochondrion organization. Gene Ontology annotation, cellular component: mitochondrial outer membrane.
AUGGCUGCAGCGGCCCCAAACCCCUCGGCCUUCGGAGGCCGCACCAGCGUCCGCGUGGUCGUGAUCGGCGACGCUGGAACCGGCAAAUCGAGCCUCAUCACCUCUGCCGCCACCGAGAAUUUCGCCGAGAGUGCCUCCAGGGUCGUUCCGCCUACCCACCUACCCGCCGACUACUACCCCGACCGCGUUCCCCUCACCGUCAUCGACACGUCCUCCUCCAGCCCUGAGGACAAGAGCAAGACUUUCGCCGAGUGCCAGAACGCAGACGCCAUCGUGCUGACCUACGCUUGCGAUCGCCCGUCCACGCUGGAUCGGCUGAGUACCUACUGGCUUCCGGAGCUGAGGAGGCUGGAGAUUAAAGUGCCGGUGAUUGUGGUUGGAUGCAAGUUGGAUCUUAGGGAUGACCAGCAGAUGAGAUUGGAGCAGGCUAUGUCGCCGAUUAUGCAGCAGUUUCUGGAGAUUGAGACUUGCGUUGUAUGUUCUUCCCUCAGGCAAAUUCAGGUUGUAGAAGUAUUCUAUUAUGCACAGAAAGCAGUACUUCAUCCAACCGCCCCACUGUUUGAUCAAGAAACACAGUCAUUGAAGCCUCGUUGUAUUAGAGCUUUGAAAAGGAUAUUCAUUCUCUGUGACACUAACAGGGAUGGAGCACUAACACUAAGUGAUUCUGAGUUGAAUGACUUUCAGGUUAAAUGCUUCAGUGCUUCCCUCCAGCCUACUGACAUUGUUAGAAUCAAGAAGGUUGUGCAAGAGAAUAUGCCUGAUGGGGUUAAUGAAAACGGCCUUACUUUGACUGGAUUCAUUUUCCUCCAUGUACUCUUCAUUGAGAAAGGUCGUCUUGAAACAAUAUGGACAGUCUUGAGAAAAUUUGGAUAUGAUAUCGAUAUCGAAUUUAGGGAUAAUCUCCUACCAUCAACAGUCAAGCGAACUAGUGAACAGAGCGUCGAGCUGACAAAUGAAGAUGUGGAGUUCUUGGAAGAAGAUUGGGUUAUGGUAACAUUAUCAAACUCGGGGGACCAUUCUUCUUGAGUCUUUUUGAAAAGAUUCUUUAGAGGACAACGGUUCAACAAGUAGACGGUACAGUAAUAUAUUUAUGUAAAUAGGUUCGAGGUACGAACAAUUAUAAGGAAAAAGUGCCAACAUGUUUUUGUUUUUUAUGUGAUCGAAGUCUUAAUUUUAUUUUUUUCAGCUGGUUAUCUUUUUGAAUUUUUA